This is a messenger RNA of Scheffersomyces coipomensis, 1107 nucleotides long. Its product is annotated as NAD(P)-dependent alcohol dehydrogenase. The transcript has a single exon. Gene Ontology annotation, biological process: alcohol metabolic process. Bases 1 to 1107 code for a protein of 368 amino acids. Lineage: Eukaryota; Fungi; Ascomycota; Pichiomycetes; Serinales; Debaryomycetaceae. Gene Ontology annotation, molecular function: zinc ion binding; alcohol dehydrogenase (NADP+) activity. The record is from RefSeq and is a predicted model, not a curated record.
AUGUCUUCAGUAGUUCCUACCAAAUUUAAGGGUUUCGCACCAAAGACUCAAGAAGCUUGGGAACAUCCAAAAUUAGUCGAAUAUGAUCCUAAACCGUUUUUACCUACUGAUAUCACUAUUAAAAUCAAAGCUUGUGGUGUAUGUGGUAGUGAUUGUCAUACAUUAAGUGGAAGUUGGGGUCCCUACCAAAGACCAGAUUUACUGGUUGGCCAUGAAAUUGUCGGAGAAGUUAUUGAAGUGGGUGAUAAAGUUACUGAACAUAAACUUGGUGAUAUUGUUGCUGUUGGAGCUCAAUCUGAUAGUUGUUUACAAUGUUCUCGUUGUGAAUCCCAUAAUGAACAAUAUUGUCAAAAACAAUUGGUACCUACUUAUAAUGGUAAAUCCGUACAAUCAAAUGGAUAUAUUACUCAAGGUGGUUAUGCUAGUCAUGUUAGACUUAAUCAACAUUUUGCCGUUAAAGUUCCUCAUAAUUUAGCUUAUGAAUACGCUGCUCCAUUACUUUGUGCUGGUUUAACGGUUUACUCUCCUAUUAUUCGUAAUUUAGGUCAUGAUUUAACUGGUAAAGUAGUUGGUAUUGUUGGGAUUGGAGGUUUAGGUGCUAUGGGAUUACAAAUUUCUCGUGCUUUAGGAGCAAAGAAAGUUUAUGCUUUUUCCCGUAGUGAUAAAAAGAAACAAGAUGCUAUUAAAUUAGGAGCUGAUGAAUUAAUUGCCACGAAGGAUGGUGAGUGGGUUGGUGAACAUUUAGAUGAAUUUGAUUUGAUAUUAAAUUGUGCUUCAAGUGGUAAGGAUGCUAAUAUUGGUCCAUUUUUACAAGUAUUAAAAUUAGAUGGUAAAUUUGUAACUGUUUCUUCACCUCCAUUAACUGAACUGUUAUCGAUUAUGCCUUACUUAUUAUUAAUGAAUCAAUCUACUAUUAGAGGUUCAGGAGUUGGUUCGAUUAAAGAAGCUAAAGAAUUAUUACAAUUAUAUGCUGAUAAAGGAUUAAAACCAUGGAUUGAAAAGGUUCCUAUUAGCGAAGAAGGGGUUCAUCAAGUAGUUACUCGUUGUCAUAAGAGUGAUGUUAGAUACAGAUUUGUUUUAACUGAUUAUGAUAAAUUCUUCUCUUAG